CUAAUACUACAUGAAGCAUCAGAGAGGCAUUAUCAAUGUUUUAUGGUCCUGAAAUCUCCAACUCCGAAAAAGAAAGUACUUGGUACAAAUAGAAUAGAAUAGAAAACUUCCAUUAUAAAACUUAAGCAAUCAUUGUAAAUUAUACUUAUUUGAUUGCAUAUGACUUGGGAUUGUCAAAUGAUGCUACUAUUAUUCGCCAAAAUUUAUUUUUGUGAACUAUUUCUACUUUCAAAGAAAAUUUAUCAUUUGUAACAAUUUGUUUUACAAAUAUGUUUUUACAUGAUACGAUUUGUUGCACAGCCAAUGAAUAUGAUAAGAAGAUCUUGGUCACUUGGUGGCCAACAUUCAAUAGAUGACACUGCAAUUUGUUCAUAAGCAUGUUGGAAUGUGGACUAUUCUCAUAUUAUAACUGGUUUAAAAUAUGAUAAGUGAAGGAUAGACCUGAUUAUUCUUGUUAUUGUCUGUGAUUUCCAGUGUCGAACUCGUCAAAGCUUAGCAAAGACACAUUUUUGAGACGUUAACGAGUGUUGAUGGAUAACGAGACUGAAUGUAUUUAUUGAGCGUUUUCACAACUACGCACGAUUUAAAAAAUAAUAAUGUAAGAGCAACAUAGGUCUCUCCCAAAAUUUUCAUUAAUUUUCUUUCAUAAAUAUGCGUGUUAAUUCGAAAUUGAUCGACUCGUUAUGGGUUUCACUAUUCUUUGCGAGAUGUCAUAUCUUAAUCAUUACAGGCUACCAUGUGGUUUGUGAGAAAAAUUAGUGAAGAAGUGUUUGUUGCCUAUAUUUACUCAUACAAAAAUGUUACUUACACAUCUUCAUCUACUUUCUCUCACAAUCUGUCGUGUCAAUUUACUAUUUAUCAACUGCAAUUUUGUAAAGUAAAUUAUUGUAUUGACAAAUAGAAAAGUGUGAGAGAAAAUUGUGAAACGUGUUGUUGGUACAAGAUUGCCCUUACUCGUAACUUAAGAACAAAAGAAUUGUAGCCCAAAUUUAAAGCCGUUAAGAUCUGCAUAAUAAUUGAUUCCAUUCAGCUCAUACUAGAACUGAUCAACUUUACUGGAUUCCUGGAUUAUAUUUCUGAGUUUCUGAUUUCAAUCAAAAGAAGAGAACCAGAUGACUUUUCUUAUUGGCUAUGGAUUAACUUGGAUUAGGAUCUGAUAGCAGUAAAGCGGCAAGUAAAAAUGCACCAAGAUACCUUGAAGAAAAGAAUGUUAUGUGCCAAAUUGAGGAGGUUCUGUUCUUGGGUUCUUUUCUAGAUGCAAAUAACAAGGAUGCACUGAAAAGCUCUAAUGUUACACACAUAUUAACUGUGGCUGAUUUAGGGGAACCACCAUUUCCAGAUGAGUUUGUAUAUAAAACUAUAGAAGUGAUGGACCGAGACGACACAAACUUGAUGCUGUACUUUGAUGAGUGUUUCAAUUUUAUUGAUGAAGCAAAAAGACUGGGUGGUGGUGUGCUGGUUCAUUGCCUUAUGGGAAUAUCCAGAAGUGUGACUAUUGUGGUUGCUUAUCUGAUGAAAAAGCAUGGUAUGAGGCUAUCUCAAGCUCUAGAACAUGUGAAGAGCAAACGACAACAGGCAGAUCCAAAUUAUGGUUUUAUGUCACAACUGCAGCAGUUUGAACAAAACCUUCAAGGUGCAUCAAAUUGAUUGUUACAAGUUAAUAUUUACUCAAGUUUUUGCUUCUCAGCUGCAAUAUUAUCCGCAUAUUGAGUUGAAGAGGCCAAAUUCUUACGUUUAAAUGUAGAGUUAAAUAUUGUUCUGCUUGAUGAAAAUGUCGAUAACUUGCUGCAGUAAUAGUAGUUCCAGCACAAUGUCUCUUAUUUUA
Molecule: messenger RNA, 1825 nt
Organism: Pistacia vera
Lineage: Eukaryota; Viridiplantae; Streptophyta; Magnoliopsida; Sapindales; Anacardiaceae
Product: dual specificity protein phosphatase 1B
Exons: 5
Coding region: 1213-1647 (144 amino acids)
Biological process (GO): negative regulation of MAPK cascade; protein dephosphorylation
Cellular component (GO): cytoplasm
Molecular function (GO): MAP kinase tyrosine/serine/threonine phosphatase activity; protein tyrosine/threonine phosphatase activity
Source: RefSeq, a predicted model, not a curated record